Molecule: messenger RNA, 2550 nt
Organism: Syngnathoides biaculeatus (alligator pipefish)
Lineage: Eukaryota; Metazoa; Chordata; Actinopteri; Syngnathiformes; Syngnathidae
Gene: nectin1a
Product: nectin cell adhesion molecule 1a
Exons: 10
Coding region: 376-1884 (502 amino acids)
Biological process (GO): protein localization to cell junction; heterophilic cell-cell adhesion; homophilic cell-cell adhesion
Cellular component (GO): adherens junction
Source: RefSeq, a predicted model, not a curated record
CCUGCCUCUGUGUGUGUGUACGCGCGUGUGUUUUUGGGGCGAUUGCACGUCGGUGUCCGCCCCCCUGGCCAGUGACAGAUAGUUUUCGGUCGGGACUGAGGGAAGGCUAUCUGGGAAAUAAUCUGCAGCCUAUGCGUUAAGCUGCUUUAUCCUCGCCGAGCCGGGCCGACUGCUGCGCCUCCGGUUUGAGGACAAAUCACAACACGAGCGGGAGGAAAGGGAUAUCAAAUCUUACGGUGCGAGUUUUGACAAAUUGUUUCCAUCCUCACAGUUGGUGAGGAGGGUUUGGAGCCGCAGGAAAAAAAAGUCACUACUGAGGCGGAGCACAAGUCCACACUGGGAACUGAACCAAGGAGGGAAACUGGCAAAGGUGGUAUGGGCAUGGAACAUAUUACACUUUGGAUAUUCUUGAUAACUACUUUUGUCUUGUCAGGAGGGAAUGGCCAAACUGUAGAAAUGGAUGAUGGGAAGUCAGGGUACCUCGGCUCCAAGGUGGAUCUGCGCUGUCGUUUCAUCAACAGCUCACCGCCCGUCAAAAUCUCACAGGUGACGUGGCAGAAACUGGUGAACGGCACCAAGCAGAACGUGGCCAUUGCCAACCCGUCCCUCGGGGUGUCCGUGGCCCCUCCCUAUAAGGAGCGCGUCUCAUUCAAGAACGCUGCCGUGAGGCGUCGAACUCCGACCCUUGAAGACACCACCAUCACCUUCUCCUCGCUGCGUCUGUCUGACGAAGCGACCUACAUCUGUGAAUACACCACCUUCCCUGCGGGCAAUAGGGAAAACAAGGUCAAUCUGACUGUAUAUGUUCGUCCGACCACUCAGAUGAGUUUGUCCACACCCACGCUGGUAGCCCGUGCAUCCAACCUGAAGACGCCGGUGGCGUCGUGCAUCUCCGCCAAUGGAAAACCACCCGGUGUCAUCAGGUGGGAAACGAGGGUGCCAGGUGAAGUGAGCACCCGUGAGUACAGAAACUCGGACGGCACCUUCACCAUUCAGAGCGACUACAUUCUGGUGCCCAACAGGGAAACGCACAAGGAGACGCUCACUUGUGUCACCUCAUACAAUGAGGAGGUGUUCACGGACAGCGUCACCCUCGAUAUUCAGUAUGAACCCGAUGUUCUGGUUGACGGCUACGAUGGAAACUGGUACCUGAACAGAGAAAACGUCCAGCUGAGCUGCCAAGCCGACGCCAACCCGGCCGUCUCCCUGUACCAGUGGAGGCUGAUAAACGGCUCCAUGCCAAGCAGCAUUGAGAUCCGAGAUAACAUCCUCAUCUUUAAAGGGCCGGUCACAUACGAUCUGCAGGGCACUUACGUGUGCGAUGCCACUAACAGCAUCGGAACCAGAUCGGGCUUCGUGGAGGUCAGCGUCAUAGACAAGCCGCUACCGCAGAUAGCAACGGGUGAUGUUAUCAGUGUGGUGGCCUUGUUGUUGGCGGCAGGCGUGCUGAUGGGAAUUACCAUCACAGUACUAGUGCUCAAGAUCAGAAGCAGAAAAGAUAACGGCUCAGACGACUCUCCAUCCAGGAAGCUGUCCCAGCCCAUACGCAAAAAACCGGCGGACGAUAUUCAGCAUUCGGGGCGUUUCUACGAGGAGCUUCCUAACACAGCGGAUUACGUGAGCUACAGGCUAGCCUGUAACAAGGAGGACUACCCGGAGCCCUACUCCCCCCCCAUUAACCCCCCUUUGUCUUUCCUGCCCCAGCACCCCUACCUCUCUCCACAAGCCACCACGGGCAGCAGCACCAGCACCAACUCGUCCAAGAACACCUUUUCUCCAUCCUCGCACUCCACCGCCAUCUUUAAGUACCCCUCAGUGCCGGGCAUGUCCCCUCCUCCCCCAGGGGUGGGGGCGUACACCUUUCCUAAAGAGCAAUACGUCUGACCCGGUAGGGUGUCGAGGAAAUCUCACACUCAACAACACAGUUGGAACACAAACUUUUCUCAAAAGGAGGUUGGAAAACUCCACUUGGACUACUUGGCAGUGUUUUUUUUUUUUUUUUUUUUUUUUUUGGACUGUCUGCAACACUUGGGUGUGCAAUGCAGCUUUUGGACAUUUUUUUCCACUUUUACUACACCCUUUAACCCCUUGUGUCCUGUAUUUUAUUUAAUUUUGUGAAAGGGAAUAUUCUCUCAGCCAAAUUACUGAUUUAUAACUGUCCGUUACUCAUUUUAAUUUGUAAAAGAAUCUUUUAACGUAGCUCAGCCCUUUAGCCAUCCUUUAUGAUGGUAUGUUUUUGAAAGAACCCCCCCCCCACUCCCACCCACAUGAAAAUAACAUUCAAAAACAGUAUUUCAUAAUUUAUGUUUAAUAAUCCUCCAUUAUCCUGUAUUGUAAAUUCAGAUCCUUUCCAACGCUGAAUCCCAGCAUACCUCACCUUUUAUGCCCUCAUUUAUCGUUUGUAAUUUGACAUGACAUUUUUAUUAACUGGAGAUUUUUUUGUUGUUGUUAACAUUUAUAGAUGAACGUGUGUUUGUUUUAGUAUUCACUGACACUGGUUGUUGGAUGAACUCGGAAUUUUUAGCAUUUCAAUAAAAAAUGAGCAAGAGA